Molecule: messenger RNA, 462 nt
Organism: Pseudovirgaria hyperparasitica
Lineage: Eukaryota; Fungi; Ascomycota; Dothideomycetes; Acrospermales; Acrospermaceae
Exons: 4
Coding region: 1-462 (153 amino acids)
Cellular component (GO): membrane
Source: RefSeq, a predicted model, not a curated record
AUGGCAGCCUCUAUUCUUGAUACAACUCGUAAUCUUUCUCUAUACACCAUACCAGCGGCGUGGGUUCUCAGUAUUGCGCCGCAUUUCUAUGCUGCCAGUCUCGGAAAGUUUGAUAACAAACAACCUCGCACGUACACGAAGGAUAGCGAGAGUGACCAGUCCAUAGACAAGGCUACCAAGUCCACAAUUAUCCGUGCUGAAGGCGCACAGCAGAACGGCUUCGAGAACAUUGGUCUCUUUGCUGCUGCUGUUGUCAUUGGAAAUGUCGCGAAGUUGGACAACUACACUCUGAAUAUACUCAGCGGGAGCUACUUGGCCAGCCGUGUUGUGUACAACUUGGCGUACAUCAAUGGCACCACGGAUACCAUUGCGACCUUGAGGACCGGAAGCUUUCUCACCGGUAUCGGCAUCAUCUGGACUUUAUUCAUCAAGAGUGGAAACAUUCUCAAGAAUCAAUUGUAG